AUUGAUAUUUUUAUUAUGUCAUGAAUCUCAUAAUCAAAGUUCAUAAGAAAUCACAAAUAUUCUACGUAAUAUUUUACGAUACAAAAUGCCAGAUAUUGUCGAAGUUUCUAGCAAUAAAAUUUUUAGCGGAUGGCAAAAAGUCUAUUUGCAUGAGAGCUAUGAAUUGGGAUGUAAAAUGAAUUUUGGAAUUUUCCUUCCACCCCAAGUGGAAGAAGGGCCUCAACCUGUUAUUUAUUGGUUAUCUGGUUUAACAUGUACAGAAGCUAAUUUUAUUCAAAAAGCAGGUGCACAAAAGUAUGCUUCUGAACAAGGUGUUAUCUUAGUUGCACCUGAUACAAGUCCUCGUAAUCUUAAUAUUCUUGGAGAAGAUGAUGAUUGGGAUUUUGGAACUGGUGCUGGAUUUUACAUUGAUGCAACAAAUGAACCAUGGAAAAAAAAUUAUAGAAUGUACAGUUAUAUUACUAAAGAAUUACCAGCUUUGAUUAAUGAAAAAUUUCCUGUUUUACCAUACAAACAAUCCAUAAUGGGUCAUAGUAUGGGUGGACAUGGAGCCUUAAUAUGUGCUUUAAAAAAUCCUGGUUUAUACAAAACUAUAUCUGCUUUUGCACCUAUAAGUAAUCCUAUUUUAUGUCCAUGGGGGAAAAAAGCUUUUACUGGUUAUUUGGGUGGAUCAGAAACUAAUAUUACAUGGAAAAAUUGGGAUGCUACAGAAUUGGUUAAAAAAUACAAUGGGCCUCCUUUGGAUAUUUUGAUUGAUCAGGGAAAAGAAGAUAAGUUUUUAAAAGAUGGCCAAUUAUUGCCAGAAAAUUUGUUAUCUGCUGCAAAAGAUGCUGGAUUAUCAUUAGUUCUUAGAUUUCAAGAAGGCUAUGAUCAUAGCUACUUUUUUAUAUCCACAUUCAUAGAAGAUCAUAUUAAACAUCAUGUAAAAUAUCUUAAAUGUUAAUAUGUACUUAUUUUUUAAAUGUUUUUGAUAUUAAAAAAUAAAUGAAUAAUAUGAAUAAUGUAA
This is a messenger RNA of Apis laboriosa (Himalayan honeybee), 1006 nucleotides long. Its product is annotated as S-formylglutathione hydrolase. Gene Ontology annotation, biological process: formaldehyde catabolic process. The record is from RefSeq and is a predicted model, not a curated record. Gene Ontology annotation, cellular component: cytosol. NCBI's taxonomy places the organism in Eukaryota, Metazoa, Arthropoda, Insecta, Hymenoptera, Apidae. Gene Ontology annotation, molecular function: S-formylglutathione hydrolase activity. The transcript has 5 exons. Bases 86 to 943 code for a protein of 285 amino acids.